GCAAUCAAUGGGACUUCGGAUAAAUACACAUGCGUCCCUGAAUCUAGCCUAGGACACUCGAUUCUCGCAGAGGCUGCUGCACCGUCGAUUUUUGCUUUCCUCAAAGUCUACGUCGUAUUGUUUUCUUCUGACGACGCUUUGCUUCACGCUUAUACGCGCGGCGAUUCUUGAUCUUUGGAACCUAAUGCGAAGGUUGGCCGAACGACGGACAGGAGUUCUCAGAGCCAUCGGAUCCUGUACACUCCGCUAUCCGAUUUGGAGGACAUUGUGCAUCAGGAUUGUGUUUGUGAUAUCGCUAUCGCUAUCGCGAUAUCGGUGCAUGUGCACAUGUACUAGUACUUGAAACGCCGCAGAUGCGCCGGCUGAUAAUUAUUUUCUCUAUUGAUAGUACACUGUGGUGUAGACUCUGCGUGUUCAACCAUCGGCUGCUUUCGAGAAGACCACGUCCAACUACCGCCCCUCUUCCGUCCAGUGCAACUGCAGGUGUGCGACGCGGCCUGCGAAAUGAGUCGCUCCGCGAUUCGCAAACGGUUUUCGGACCGCUCGAAACAGCAGGGUCCCCGCCGCGAGAAGAAGCAGCAACUGUCCGGCCUGCGAUCCGUCAUUACCGAGGCUUUCUGGUGCGGUGAAGUGUCGUUGAGCGCUGAGGAACUGGGCCGCGGCUCCUACGCAGCGGUCUACCAAGCGCAGCACAAUGGUGUGGAUGUGGCCGGCAAAGUCCUGUCCGAGUCCGUGUUGCCCACGGCGGAUGACGAGCGGCGCGCCUUCCUGCAGCGCUUCAACGAGUGCAUAGCCCUGUGGGGUCGCCUGCGCCAUCCCAGGCUGCUGCACUUCGUCGGUAUCGGCUUCCACGCCACGCCAGAGCAGCAGCUCUACCGACUCUGUCUGGUGCACGAGCUGAUGGGCACGACGCUAGAGAUGCGCAUUGGCUGCGACCCUGGCGACUCGCCCACCCAGCGCAUGGCCUACCUGGCCGAUGUUGCGGAGGGUAUACGGUAUCUGCAUGCCCGCGGCGCUGUUCAUGGUGAUUUGAAGCCACGCAACGUGCUGUUGGCGGCAGGACGUGCCAAGAUCGCCGAUUCCGGUCUUGCACACUUUCUAGUUGCUGAACAGCAACGGGAGCCGGGCAGGGAGUCGGUCGAAUUUCCCAGACUGAACGUGUUCGACUCGUCACUCCCCUACCUAGCCCCUGAAUUCUUCAGCAGCGCAGAUCCUGUUGGCCGGUGUGAUGCGGCGUUCGACAUCUUCUCGUGCGGCGUGAUGAUUCUCGCAGUACUCACCAACAAACAGCCAUCGCCCACAGAGCAGCGGGGCCGGGUGAAUUCGUCGGAAGGCGGUGCAGAGCGACCGGUGCCGGAAGUGCAGCGUCGAAAAGCCGAUCUGGACCUCCUGGGUGAUGACCAAGCAUUGCGAAGCCUAGUGCUGUCCUGCCUGGAUGACAGCGCAAGCUGCAGACCAUCAGCUGAAGUGCUGCAUCAGCAUAUCCUGGAUGCCAUGCACUCUAGUAAAGUAGCAAGCACGGUUCAGUCGCACCUGCAGGACGUGUGCAGCACGAUCAUCUCGCGUCUGGACACGGCCAUGCAGAGCAUGAAUGAACAGCUGACCAUGCACUUGGCCUUCACCGACCAGCGCCUGUACAGCAUCGAGGAGCGCAUGCGAGGACUGGAGAUGAACGUGGACGCCAUCGCACAGCAUCUCAAGCUCAACACCAUCACCAGCGGUUCGUACAGCCGCGCCAGCAGCACGACCAGCCUGCAGGCGGCCAGCCUACGCAGCAGAAGCAGCAGCUUCGGCACGGCUCCGGCCGCUGGAGAUCACGCACAGGGCUACGACCGGAUGCAGCUGCCGUCCGCCGCACAGUUCCGUCCGAGCAGCAGCCCCAAGCGACACCACCACGGUGUUCCCGCCGAGCAUCUACAUCGCCAACUGACUUACUCUCAGGCACAACAACGCCUAGUACCGCCACUACAAUCAUCAACCGCGAAUGUCGGUGGCGGUGGGGGAGAAUCACGGAACAUGUCCCGCUCCAGUUCGUCAUCGUCUCUGGGUGCCCGCACGGUGGGACAGCAUUCGCAACCGCAGGCCAUUGUGCCGCCGUAUGUACGCCGUGACUCCAAGCCCGGCACUCGUGAAGUCAAGAGUGUAGAGUCGUUUGCCUCCGUGAUCAGUGCAACGUAUCAGCCACACUUUGGUGCCUCGGUCAGAGACGCAGGAAUGUGGCGGGACAUCGGCAAAAAACCGGGAGAGGCCUUUUCCCACUCGGCAGCAGCGUCACCGCGCAGCCCGAUGGCCUUGCGCAAGCCCAGCGGCGGCCACAGCCACGAGGAUGUGCCCGGCUACGCCGUGGAGACGCUUCACGAACUGCCACACGACGAGUCGCGCCAGUCUCCGCCACCGCCGCCCCUCCAGCCGCUACAACAGCAACCGCCCGCGCCCCGAGAAGUUGCCCCUCCGCUCGCGACCAACAUUGUGGUUGCCAACGCAACGGCGGACGGUGCCACGCCUGUCGCCAGCCCCACGCCACCAGCGUCAAUGUCGGCCGCGGCAAGCCCGGAAAUCCCAAAGCCGCCGCAUCAACUGGCGGAUGAGUCGCAGGACGAGCCCGAGUCCUCGCCUGCUGGGCAGACGACAGAGUCACCCAGCACCAGAACGCCUUCACCCAGAGACCACCGGAGUGAUCCAUCUCAAGCAACCUGUCAAACGAUGGAAACAAUGUCCAGCAAAACGAUGGAGGAAGGAAGAAAUAGUAUACCGACCCUCCGCCUUCGGGGACAGCGGCGAUCACCCAGCACCAGAAAGAAUUCACGCAGAGACCGGAGUGAUCAAUCGCAAGCAAUCGCCGAGGCGAUUGCUUCUCAAGGAAAUGAUGCAGAGGUUCUUGAUGCUGUUCAAGGUCCGCUUAUGCUGCCAGUUGCUUUGCCGGCCGAUGACACUCGUGUAAGGCGGGUUGCAAAUGAAGACGGCACCAGUGACAGCAGUGUCAUGCUGAAGAGAUGCCGGCGUCUCUUUGGCAACGAACUCAGACAAGUACCUGAGUGGCGACGGGAGUGCGGGCUGCCGGAGAACACGCAGUACUACUGCGAGAUGCCGUGUGUGCACGAGGGUCGGUUCUACGCCGGCUUCAGCAAGCGUAGCGCCGGCAAUCAGCAUCACGCUCAGCUCUACUACUACAAACUGGACGCUGGUGGCCGCAACACACACACCAGUGGUAUGGCUUUCAGCAACGACGACAACGGGAGAGAGACGUCCGAAUGGACACACGUGCCGCUGCCCAAAGGCUACUGGUUUCGCCAGUGCUACUUCUUCGUGCACCGCGCUCGUCUGCACGCAGCGCUGAUCGAGAUGAGCCCGAUGAGUGUCUAUCAGAUAUUCCGGCACGACGCAACCCCGCAUGGACGCACGUGGACAUACGUGACGCAGCUGCCGGACAAGCGCUACCUGUUCGGCCUGGCCGUGGUGGGCGACAAGGUGGUCGUGAUCGGCGGGCGCGGCGGACGCAACAUCGUCGACCCGUUGCUCAAGACUGUGUAUUCUACGACGCUCUCCGUAGCAGCAGGCAACACCAGCGCUGCCGGAGGCGGUGGUGAUAAUGACACCACUGGCGGUGUCACCUGGACCAGUCUUGACGACCUGCCGCAGCCGUGCGCCUCGCCGCGCCCCGCCGUCUCCCCCGACAACCUGCUCCACGUCCUCGGCCACUUUGGCGUUGGCAGCGGCGCCAAUGGCCUCAAGGUCACCGACAUGCUCACCCUGGACAUGAAGGCAAGGGCGGCCGACCGACGCUGGAGAGGCGACGCGGUGCACAGGCUGCCGCUGAGCCGCGCCGCAGGCGUGUUUCUCGGCAGCGCGUUCGUCGUGGCCGGCGGUCUCAGCGAGCAGGGCACGACGACGGGCGUGUACCUGUACAAUGCCAGCACCGCUGCCACUACCGCCACCAGCGAUUGGGUGCAGCUGCCGUCGCUGGUGACUGCUCGCUAUAUGGCACACUGUGUGGUGCACCGCCAGAGGCUGUACUGCUUUGCGGGACACGACGGCGCAGCGAUCAACGACAUCGAGGUGCUUGCUGCGCCGCUAGCGCAGGAAGCAGCAGAAGAGCCGGUCCUGGUUUGACAUUGAUGGUGACGCGCCAGGGUUGCCCUGGCGGCAUACAUUGCCAUUCGAUUCUCCCGCGACAGCCAUUGCAGGGUUCUGUAGCGUCCCCACCUGAAGAGCGUGGAGCCCCAAGGACGUCCAGCCUGACAUGCUAGGUUGGCGGUGUUGGCGUGUGAUCAAGGACGGAUUUUUCUCAGAACGCAACCAGAUUGCUGAAAACGAAUAAGAACGCGCGAGGCUAAUCCCACGGAAACGACGUUCUUGGAUGCGUGACUCUACUGCACUGUGGACAGUACAGAUAGUGGUCACACUGAUAUGACCGGAGGAUGCACCCAGUGUGCUGACAGUGCUCAACACCGCGGCGGAGGCAGAGCGUAAUACACAGAACGACAAGGGCAAUCAAGGCUUGUUUGUCGCUACUCUCAGUUUCAUUAAAGGUUGGUUGUUCCAACGAGGAACACACCCUUCUUGCUGCUAAUACCGCCGAAGUCGCAACUUGUAAGGUCUGAGUUACAUGCUUACGCAAUCAUCAGGCCCCAGUAGUCGCACUGGUAUGAGAUAGCCACAACACGAUAGCAUGCCUGCACAUGGCUUGGUGAGCCGGUCUGGAACACUUCUAAACAAUGGAUGCCGUGCUCAACGAUGCAGCAGUACCCCGGGAUUCUGUAACCGGGGACACGCACAAACCCAGCUUUUCUUACAAGUCCAGAAGUUCAGUAUCGCGGCCAUGCGUGCAUUGUAAUUGCCAAUACAGAACAUGACUGCUGUGUUGUACAUGUACGAUGAUUCUGCAUUAAAAGGCGUUUCUUUCCACUUGAUCAUUGAGCCGUGGGUGCUGGUCACCUCCACGUUGAUGAAUAAGAAUUUAUUUUAUUUUUCAAGAUACUGUUAACCGCCCAAUAUUCGCGUCACUAAAUUUUCGCGAUUUCGUAGAACCAGCGCGUUUGCGAUAGCAAAAGUUCGCGAAGCACUGGGGCCACCACUUACAUACACGCACUGUUGAAGUUAGAUUUCACGCUGGUUAAUAUUCGCGUUACGCUCUUCUCGCGAAAAUAGCGAACAUUAAUCCGUCGCGCAUAUUAGGUAAUUUACAGUAGACUAGAAUGGCAAGUGUGUAGAUACCGUAUAGCUGUGUUCACAUGCAGGGCAGCCAUGUUGGUUCCUGCACCAGUCAAUCCUGGCCUCCAGACGUCUAGACCAGGGAGUCGUGAAAACCCUUUCAACCAUGAUUCAACAUUCAACUGAAAAUCAGAAAUCGUACUUUUGGGCACUA
Molecule: messenger RNA, 5365 nt
Organism: Sycon ciliatum
Lineage: Eukaryota; Metazoa; Porifera; Calcarea; Leucosolenida; Sycettidae
Product: obscurin-like
Exons: 7
Coding region: 505-4110 (1201 amino acids)
Biological process (GO): protein phosphorylation
Molecular function (GO): protein serine/threonine kinase activity; protein binding; ATP binding
Source: RefSeq, a predicted model, not a curated record